This is a messenger RNA of Pediculus humanus corporis (human body louse), 1296 nucleotides long. RefSeq lists its product as uncharacterized. Gene Ontology annotation, molecular function: protein-disulfide reductase activity; thiol oxidase activity; FAD binding. Gene Ontology annotation, biological process: protein folding in endoplasmic reticulum. The transcript is spliced from 7 exons. Lineage: Eukaryota; Metazoa; Arthropoda; Insecta; Psocodea; Pediculidae. The record is from RefSeq and is a predicted model, not a curated record. Gene Ontology annotation, cellular component: endoplasmic reticulum membrane; endoplasmic reticulum. The coding region runs from base 1 to 1296 and encodes 431 amino acids.
AUGAACAUAUUAUUACUGUCAAAUUUAGGUCAAAUAGAUGAUUGCAGUUGUAAUGUAGACACAGUUGAUUAUUUCAAUAAUGUUAAAAUUUAUCCCAGACUUCAAUCCCUUUUGGUAAAAGAUUAUUUUAGAUUUUAUAAGGUCAAUUUAAAAUCACCCUGUCCUUUUUGGUCUGAUGACAGUAGAUGUUCAAUAAGAUUUUGUCAUGUUAAGCCUUGUUCCGAGCAAGAUAUUCCAGUAGGAAUAAAAAGUUACAAUGAGAACACAUUACUUCAAAUUGAAAAUCCAUCUUACAAGUAUUCAUCAAUUGCUCAGGAAUCUGAUUGUAAUUCUGACAUUGAUAAUGAACUUGGAUAUUUAAAUAAAACUAUCAGUGCAGCAUCAUAUGAAGGAUUUCAGCUUUGGAAAGCUUAUGAUGAUGUUCAAGAUAAUUUUUGUGUCAAUUACGAUGAAAGCGAGGAAUCAGAAUAUGUGGAUUUGACAUUAAAUCCUGAAAGAUAUACAGGUUACAAGGGAAGAUCUGCUCACAGGAUUUGGCACUCCAUUUACAAAGAAAAUUGUUUUAGAACAGAAAAUAGUUAUGGAGCUUACAUUCAAUCCUCAAAAUUAGAAGGCUUAUGUUUAGAGAAAAGAGUAUUCUAUAGAGUGAUAUCUGGUUUGCACACAAGUAUAAACAUUCACUUAUCAUCGAAAUAUUUGUUAUCAGAAAAAAAUACUUUUGGAAAUCCCCAGGGAGUUUGGGGUAUAAAUGUAGAAGAAUUCAAUCGUAGAUUCAGUCCUGAAUUAACAAAUGGCGAAGGACCGCAAUGGUUAAAAAAUUUAUACUUUGUAUAUUUGUUAGAAUUAAGAGCCAUAGCAAAAGCUUCUGAUUAUUUGAAAAAAGAAGAAUAUUAUACUGGCAAUGAAGAAGAAGAUUUAGAGGUUAAAAAUGCUGUGGCUGAUAUACUUAAAGUGGUUCGAACUUUUCCCCAACAUUUCAAUGAAACAUCCAUGUUUAACGGAGGAAAACAAGCGAUUUCUUUAAAAGAAGAUUUUAAGCAGCAUUUUAGAAAUAUAUCAAGAAUCAUGGAUUGUGUCGGUUGUGACAAGUGCAAACUGUGGGGAAAGUUACAAAUUCACGGCCUUGGAACCGCUUUAAAAAUUUUAUUUUCUGGAAAAUUUGAAAAAGAAAAUUUACAAAGUUUUAAACCUAAUUUGAAAUUAAAAAGAAACGAAAUAGUCGCCUUAUUCAAUUCAUUCGGAAGAUUAUCUACUAGUAUAUUUGAGGUCGACGAAUUCAGGAGAGUGAUAAGGUGA